GUCGCACCGACAACAACACAACUCAAAGCAAUAUGUCUACCGCAGCAAAACCCGCCAAGAAGCCUGCAGAGCACCCCAAGUACACCGAGAUGGUUGCUGCAGCUAUCGAUGCACUAAAGGAACGCAGCGGAUCUUCCCGCCAGGCCAUCGAGAAAUGCAUCAAGGCCAACUACAAGGUCGGGGAUAACGUCGACACCUAUUUGAAGCUGGCCCUCAAGCGCAUGAGCGAGAAAGGCACUCUAGUCCACACAAAAGGCACUGGAGCUUCUGGCUCGUUCAAAUUGAACAAGGCCGCCGUGAAGGCUGAGAAGCCAAAGAAAGCGAAGAAGCCAGCGGCAAAGAAACCCAAGGCUGCCAAGAAACCCGCCGCAAAAACAACUCCCUUCAAGAAAGCCAAAUCCCCCAAGAAGCCAGCACCUAAGAAGGCAACAAAGUCGCCCAAGAAGGCAGCGAAAAAGCCGGUUGCUAAGAAACCAGCAGUUGCCAAGCCCAAGAAGGCAGCGAACAAGCUCACGGCAAAGAAGGCCGCCAAGAAACCAGCCAAGAAAUAAAAAGACUAUAAAGUUAUUUUACACACAAAAAACGGCUCUUUUAGGAGCCACACACCUAUACGAAAGUCAUGUCUCACUCAUCUUUGUAUAACUUGCUCCAAAAAUACACAUUAUAAACAAUCUUACACCAAA
Messenger RNA from Nematostella vectensis (starlet sea anemone), 683 nucleotides. RefSeq names its product histone H1-delta-like. Lineage: Eukaryota; Metazoa; Cnidaria; Anthozoa; Actiniaria; Edwardsiidae. Gene Ontology annotation, cellular component: nucleus; nucleosome. Bases 33 to 551 code for a protein of 172 amino acids. Gene Ontology annotation, biological process: nucleosome assembly; negative regulation of DNA recombination; chromosome condensation. The record is from RefSeq and is a predicted model, not a curated record. Gene Ontology annotation, molecular function: nucleosomal DNA binding; double-stranded DNA binding; structural constituent of chromatin. The transcript has a single exon.